This is a messenger RNA of Hevea brasiliensis (rubber tree), 1684 nucleotides long. Its product is annotated as equilibrative nucleotide transporter 1. Gene Ontology annotation, molecular function: nucleoside transmembrane transporter activity. The transcript is spliced from 2 exons. Gene Ontology annotation, biological process: nucleoside transmembrane transport. Bases 213 to 1496 code for a protein of 427 amino acids. Lineage: Eukaryota; Viridiplantae; Streptophyta; Magnoliopsida; Malpighiales; Euphorbiaceae. The record is from RefSeq and is a predicted model, not a curated record. Gene Ontology annotation, cellular component: plasma membrane.
GAAAAAGAAAAGAUAGUUGGGGUCUUGAAAGGAUUCGUAUGUGACAAGCAUGGACACGCUGUCGUUUCUUACCUAAUCAAAAUCUGACCACAGCUCCGCCACCGGCCAAAUACCAGUCCGCUCCCUCCAUCAAGAAAAAGUUCUUACGAUCACCGGUCAACCACCCAAAACCCAAGCUCGAAUCCAGACCCACUCCGCCUUCUAAUUCUCUCAUGGGUCUUGCUGGCGGACCCACCGACAAUGACACCGACUCCGAAUCCUCCCUAUUGCUACCCGACGCGGCCUCCGCUUCAAGUCCGGCCAUCUCUCAAAAUGUCCCAAAAGACACUUUCCACUUGGCCUACAUAAUCUACUUUACACUCGGCCUUGGCUUUCUUCUCCCGUGGAAUGCCUUCAUCACCGCUGUCGAUUACUUCUCCUACAUCUAUCCCGGGGUUUCAGUUGACCGCAUAUUCGCCGUGGCUUACAUGGUGGUGGGACUCUGCUGCCUUUUGGUGAUCGUCUUUUACGCCCAUGUAGCCGAUGCUUAUGUUAGGAUAAAUGCGGGCCUGGCCCUCUUCGUCGUUUCUCUGUUGGUUGUCCCGAUUAUGGAUGCGGUUUAUAUAAAGGGUCGGGUCGGGUUGAGUGAUGGGUUUGAUGUGACGGUCGUGGCGAUUGCGCUUUCCGGCAUGGCUGAUGCGUUGGUCCAAGGUGGGCUUAUUGGGGCUGCUGGAGGGUUGCCUGAGAGGUAUAUGCAGGCUGUUGUUGCUGGUACUGCUGGUUCUGGAGUCCUGGUUUCAUUUCUAAGGAUCAUAACCAAAUCUGUAUAUACACAAGAUGAACAUGGCCUCAGAAAAAGUGCAAAUCUCUAUUUCGCUGUUGGGAUUGUGGUUAUGGCCAUAUGUAUUCUGUUUUACAAUGUGGCGCAUCACCUUCCUGUGAUCAAGUACUAUACAGAUUUGAAAAUUCAGGCUGUGAAUGAGGAAAAGAAGGAGAAAGGGUCCCUAACUGGGGCUCAGUGGAGAUCAACCUUGUUGGAGAUUAUUGGGAGUGUCAAAUGGUAUGGGAUUGGGAUCCUGCUCAUUUAUAUUGUGACGUUGUCGAUAUUUCCGGGCUAUAUAACAGAGGAUGUGCACUCUGAGACUCUCAAGGACUGGUAUGCAAUCCUUCUCAUUACCGGCUACAAUGUGUUUGAUCUGGUUGGCAAGUCUUUGACUGCAGUCUAUAUGAUGGAGAAUGCCAAACUUGCCAUUGGUGGUUGUUUUGCAAGACUGCUCUUUUUCCCUUUGUUCUUAGGCUGCUUGCAUGGUCCUAAAUUCUUUCGAACCGAGAUCCCAGUAACAAUCCUGACUUGUCUUUUGGGUCUUACUAAUGGCUACUUGACAAGUGUUCUAAUGAUUUUGGCUCCCAAAGUUGUCCCAAUACAGCAUGCAGAGACUGCUGGGAUUGUAAUUGUUUUGUUCCUAGUUGUUGGUCUGGCUGCUGGAUCAAUUGUAGCUUGGUUUUGGGUGAUCUGACAGCAAUCAUUGAUUAUGCCAUCCCACGAUCUGGGUUGGGAAAGUCUCCAAUCUGUAAAGCUCUGUAAACUUAUUGUUAAUUAAAUGUUUUAAUGCAAUUAAUGGUGAAUUGUACUAAUUGAGAGGCUAGGCUGCCUCUCCCUGGAUUCAUUGAAGACCAAUAAAUGGUACCAUGCAAUGUGUUUUAA